GGGAGGGAAGGCGGGCGCGCGGCCGCCGCCAUGAUGCGGGCGCCGCCGGGGCUGUCGCGGCUGCUGCUGGCGGCGCAGGGGUGGGGGCGCCUGGGCGCCAUGUCCCGCUACAGCACGGAACAGCGGGGCCGGUCCAACUCGCCCGAUUACCGCCUCUACUUUAAGAAUGCAGAUGGUAAAUAUAUUUCCCCAUUCCAUGACAUUCCCCUGUUUGCUGGAUCUAAAGAGGAUAAAGAAAUUCCUGCAAAGAGGCCAAAGACUACUGGAUCUGAGGUCCUGUUUAAUAUGAUUGUAGAAGUGCCUCGUUGGACGAAUGCAAAAAUGGAGAUUGCCACUGAGGAGCCGUUGAAUCCCAUUAAACAUGAUGUAAAGAAAGGCAAGCUUCGAUAUGUGGCAAAUCUCUUUCCUCACAAGGGUUAUAUAUGGAAUUAUGGUGCCCUCCCACAGACCUGGGAAGAUCCAAGCCAUACAGAUAAGGUUACAGGAUGUUGUGGGGAUAAUGAUCCUAUUGAUGUUUGUGAAAUAGGUUCAAAGAUUCGUUCUUCUGGUGAGAUUGUUCAGGUGAAGGUCUUGGGUGUUUUAGGUCUUGUUGAUGAAGGAGAGACAGAUUGGAAGAUAAUUGCCAUCAGUGCAGAUGACCCAGAAGCUCAGAAAAUCCAUGAUAUCGAUGAUGUCAAGAAGCACAAACCAGGUUAUCUUGAGGCUACACUUGACUGGUUUCAGUUAUACAAAGUCCCUGAUGGUAAACCAGAAAAUCACUUUGCUUUUGAUGGAGAAUUUAAAGACAAGGAUUUUGCUGUUGAAAUUAUUAAAUCUACCCAUGAACACUGGAAAGCUUUGCUUCAUAAAAAAGUUGAUGGAGGUACUAUAAAGUGCACAAAUGUUCUGGUGAGUGGUAGCCCAUUCUGUUGCAGUGAUGAGGAUGCCCGAUCGAUUGUGCAGUCAGCACCAGCAUUUAUGAAUGGAGAUUCUGUUUCCCCAGAAGUUGAUUCCUGGUACUUUUUUCCCAAGUGAUCAUCAAGGUCUUCUGAAAGUGCAUCAUCAAAUCUUAAAAGUCAUCCCUUUUUUUGAAGACUGGCAAAAGCACUUGAUUGUUGGAUUCCUGUUGAAACAACUUUUCAACUUGUGUAAACCUUCUCUCAUGUAAAUAAACACUGCCAUUACAAAAUGAA
Molecule: messenger RNA, 1172 nt
Organism: Corvus hawaiiensis (hawaiian crow)
Lineage: Eukaryota; Metazoa; Chordata; Aves; Passeriformes; Corvidae
Gene: PPA2
Product: inorganic pyrophosphatase 2
Exons: 12
Coding region: 31-1014 (327 amino acids)
Biological process (GO): phosphate-containing compound metabolic process
Cellular component (GO): cytoplasm; extracellular exosome
Molecular function (GO): magnesium ion binding; inorganic diphosphate phosphatase activity
Source: RefSeq, a predicted model, not a curated record